Molecule: messenger RNA, 4149 nt
Organism: Danio rerio (zebrafish)
Lineage: Eukaryota; Metazoa; Chordata; Actinopteri; Cypriniformes; Danionidae
Source: RefSeq, a predicted model, not a curated record
GGUAAGGGAGGUAUCGCGGACGCCGCCCUCUCUAUACUGCCCCCCUAGGCGGCCACCUAGGUCGCCUUAAUGGACGCGCCGGCCCUGGUUGUGAUGUCACAAUUACAUUGCAUUUUGGGACAUAAAGGUGCUGGAGUGGACAUAUGAAGCCGACAUGCUCCCACAGUCGAAAUUGAGGGAUCGAUGGUAUAAGCUUUCCUUGUUCACCUGAUAAAGUAGAAUGCACUUUAAAAUAGCAGUGGGGGUGGGAACGUCGACAGUAAAGUCUACAAGUGUUUGUCUAAAAAUAAAGUGGAAUGCAGCUUAUUGGAGUUGGUAAGAGUCCAGUCCGGUUCUCUUCGGUAACAGGACUGAACACCUCAAGAGAAUGGCUUUGACCAAACUCCUAACCCUCUGCCUAAACUCAUUAAAACUCAGUUCUCUUGAGUAUUGUAGAACAAGCUUUACCCCAUCCAGACAUGAACUGCAUGAUUGAAAACUAACAGAUUCCACUUGUUUUUGGCUCUACAGAUCCUUCUAGUGGAAGAUGAUGCAACUGUGAGGAAGAUCACUGCAGCUGCUGACUGGCUCUUGCAGUGUCUUUCUCAAGUAGGAACUGCAGCUGAUAUAUCAUCUUUAUUGAAAGCAUUUCAAGUAUACUCCAAGGCAAUGCUGCUUCUUCACAACCUGGUGUCGGAAAGAAUUCAGGAAUUGCGUGACGACAAACAGCAGGAGCAUCUGAGGGCCUCUCUAGAAACCCUGAAGAAAUGUGUUUCCAUGCUUCACACUGCCAUGUACACGACCAUCAAACAUCCACACAGCGAGGAGGCCCAGGGCGCAAAGCAGUAUAUCUUAAACCAGGUGGAUUCAACUGUAAAUGGCAUCAUAACCACACUCAAGAGCAAAUGUGAACCAUGUCCUUCGGGCUCAUGUGGAUACUACACUGAAAUACGGAACAAGUUAAUAAGAUUGCUUUCUAACCAUAGUUCUGUUAAAGGUGGUGGUUUUGACAUUAUGCUUCAUGACUUAGUAUUCCACAGCAUGGCGGUAGCAAACACUUCUCAGAGGGAUAUUCAGUUUGAGGUUGCUGCACACACCAAACAAGUCCUUCAGGUCUGGUCUGAGAUGUCACAACAAAUGAAAAGCUAUGAUGACCAACAGCUAGCAAACACAUGUGCUUCCCUAUUGAAGCAAAUCCAUAAACUUGAUGAAGCCGUGGCAAAGGCAACACAGUUGCAAGUAAUGGACAUAUUUGUCAGCAGUUCAACUCCUGUUGAAGAGUUAAUACACACUUUGAGCAUCCAGGAUAAGCAAGAUGAGCUUGAUGUGGAGGCACUUCAGGUGCAGUUUGGAUCUUUUACAGCUCAUGCUGACAAGAUUUCAGAGGUGGCUAGCUUCAUCUCAGCUUUAGCAUGUGAUGAAAAGAGUCUUGAGGCUCUAGAGAACUCGAGGGGAUGCAUAAUGAGACUGAGACAAGCAAUUGCAACGCUCGUGCAAAAUCUUGAAGAAGGCAAGCUGAGUUCAAGUGAAGCUUUGGAAAAACUAAAAGAAGUCCAUCAGAGAUGGUCAGAGGAGAUAGAGCAACUUUUGCAUGCUUGUGGCAGCAUAAUAAACAUAAAAGAUUUUGUCUACCUUGCACUGCAGGAGAUGGAGAGCAACUGGAUAGGGUGCAUUGAGGCAUAUAAAAAUGAGAAUGGGCAGAUUCUCAAAAAACAGGCAAACUUGCUAAUUAGUCACAUGAGCUUGGUAAUCCAGCUUAUUAGAAGACACGUCAGUAUAAGUGACAAUCCAAUCUACCGAAAUGGACUCCUGGUUCUGAUAAAGCAAGCAGAAGGAUCUGCUGCCGAGGUGACAUGUUGUGUCACUGAUAUCUAUUCUAAUACCAGACUUAGCAGUGAGGCUUUCUCGAUGCUCUCUACUAGUGUCUCAACAGCCUUUAAACACUUUGACAUUCUACGUGAGGGACUGGAUGGUUUGCAGCAUCCACAUUUGCUUAGCCCACUCCGGGAAGGAGCCCGCCAAUCUGCUAGUCCUGCACCAUAUGCUAUCCCCAUUUCAGAAAACGCAAGAUCAACUGAAGUCUCGGAUAAAGCUGAAUCCGAGUUGUCCGUGCAAAGUUCCACAAAUGAAGAAAUAGCAUGCCAGUUCAACAAAGAUUUUGUAAAUCAGGAUGCUCAAAUAAUAAGCGAGCAUGAUGUGUCAAACUCCGAAGAAGCACAGACUACACCUGCCCUAGAAUCUAAAGCUGACAUACAUCUUCAUGAUAUUGAUUUGUUGCCACUUUUGUGUGAAGUUGUCUGCAUGACCAAAGGUAAAGAUGUAGAGGCUCUCAAUAUGGCCUGUAGUGGAGUUCUAGGACUUUCGAACAGCUAUGCGCAAGCCACAAGAGAAGCCGCCAGUGUCAUAAACACAGCUGAUAAUGAGGAAGUGGAAAGCUUGCGGUCCAAACUUGUGUCCUUGACACCCUUACUCAUCCAGACAGCACAGGAAACAGCCAUGAGUUCAGCCAUGAGUACAGAUAGUGUUUAUAAACACAGUACCCAAUUCUCUGACCUCAUCAAAAAUGCUCGUAAGAUACUGCUGCCAGUUGCAGGGAUGUGGUACCAUGCCAUUCAGGCAAUGUUUCAAAACUAUGUACCCACUAUGUUGGAAUCCAUCAAUCAAGAGCUCAAUGAGGUCAUGUGUUUGUGUGCUGAUGCGGUGCAACUUGUGACUUCAGCGGAUAUAAAAGUGAUGGGUGAGUGUCAUGAGAGUAUGAUGUCUUUGCAAAGCAAACUGCAAAAAUCUCAAACCAACACCAGGAAUCUUACAGACAUUGUGGGAUCAAGACCAACUCAGACUGAUGAGCUUGAUGGUCUCUGCAUGCUUUGGGCACUGUCUAUCCAAGUACUGUUGAACUCAUUUGAUAAGAUAGUUGGAAUUGCUACAAUUGAUGGUAAGACAUUCGCUCAUCAAAUGACACCAAAGAAAUGGUUGGCAGUAAUCUCUGAGAACUCCCUUCGUAUACAAGAAGCUGCAAGACUGUCUUGUUUGAACUGUCGAGACAGCUAUAAAGUAAAACUGCUAGGAGAACUACAGGAAGACGUAAAGACACUUACAGAUUCAUAUUUACAGGCUGCUGAAGAGGUUGGUACGGUGUCCAUCUCAAGUGUCCUGAUUCUGGCAAAGUCAGAGCUGCUUCAGAGACAACUUCAGGUUAAAAUGAAAGCACUGUCUUGCCUCUUGAGUAAAGUUAACCAAGAUUAUGGAAAAGCUAUUCGAAACACCAUUACUUUGGCAUGUUCUGUACAAGCAAAAUACAGUGACAUGGAAGCUGAAAAUACUCUGGCACAGUUCGAAAGUGCUGCAGAAUUGCUUAUGCAGAAUGUAAAGAGUGCCACAGAGUCCAUCGAAGACUGUUUCAACUUCAUUCGAGACCCAAAGGAGAGGUCCAAUCUGAGGUUUAUUAAUGACCACCUGACUUUUCAAAUGUCAGACAUUGUGAGUAGAGCCAGAUUAAUAGCAGAGACACAAACUCUUGGAGAUACUCUCACUCUUGAUAUUCAGUCACAGUGUUGGUCCAGCAAGGCGCAUUACCUUGUUGAAGAAAUCUGCAAAGUCGAUGGUAUUCUUGAAGUCACAAAAGAACAGAUCAAGUUUUGCUUGCAGGGCAAAGAGUUUGGUGGAUUUGUCAUGUCCCGACCACCAGCAAGUUUCACACAAAAGAAACCACUACGUCCUAUAUCCAUAAGUAAUCAAGAACCCACUAAAAGUAAACCAAGUGUCCAAGACGUGUCCAAUCAGGAACCAAACAAGGAAGAGACAUCCCCAAGAAGCCCAAGGCGUCCAGUGUAUACAUUGGUAGAUUCCACUCUCUCUUACACGUCUUUAUUUCUGAAGCGGGAGACUGAGAAGUGGGAUGACCAAGGUAACCAGAUAGUAAAAGUCACAAAAGAAAUGGCAGAUAAACUCUAUUACAUGGCUCAGUACCUAAAGAAGAAAGGGCCAAUACAGAGCAAAGAUGCUUUUGUUACAUCAGCGAAAGACCUCAUCUCAAGCGGUCAGUCGAUCACCCAGUUUGUGCGUGUCAUUGCAGACCACUGUUUAGACAAGCACUGCACAGAGGAACUAUGCGUCAUCGCAGAGCAGAUUCUUACCAUUUCCAACCAACUUACCAUCAUUUCAAGGUAA